Rhea pennata is the source of this 876-nucleotide messenger RNA. Its product is annotated as steroidogenic acute regulatory protein, mitochondrial-like. Gene Ontology annotation, biological process: intracellular cholesterol transport; regulation of steroid biosynthetic process; steroid biosynthetic process. NCBI's taxonomy places the organism in Eukaryota, Metazoa, Chordata, Aves, Rheiformes, Rheidae. The transcript is spliced from 7 exons. Bases 1 to 876 code for a protein of 291 amino acids. Gene Ontology annotation, molecular function: cholesterol binding; cholesterol transfer activity. Gene Ontology annotation, cellular component: mitochondrion. The record is from RefSeq and is a predicted model, not a curated record.
AUGCUGCGGGCCACCGUCAAGCUGUGCUGCGGCAUCGCCCACGACCACCUGCGCGGGCCGCCCGGCCUGAAGACGGCGGCGGCGGCGGCGAGGCGGAACGACGUGCGGGGGCUGCUGCUAAGAGGGUCCCAGCGGCUGCCGUCUAAAAUCCCCCGUUACCUCCAGCGGCUGAUGGGGAAGGACGCCGCCGCGUGCCCGGAGCCUGAAGGCGACCUCCGCGCCGGCCGCUUUUCCGGCGUGGACCUGUGCUACGUGAAGCAAGGAGAAAGGGCGCUGCAGAGAGCGCUGCGCAUCCUGCAGCAGCACGACGGCUGGCGGGCGGAAACCACGCCGGACGCGGGCGCGGCGGUGUGGAGCGCGGCCCUGCCGGGGCUGGGCCGGGUGUUUCGGGCCGAGGCGGUCCUGAGCGCGCCGGUGGGGCGGCUGCACCGGGAGCUCUUCGAGGAUGUCGAGCGGAUGCCCGAGUGGUACCCGGCGCUGAGCCGGGUGCAGGUGCUGCGGCGCGCGGGGCCGGACACGCUGCUGACGCACGAGGUGACAGCCCGGAGCGCCGCGGACCUCGUGGGCCCCAGGGACUUCGUGAGCGUGCGGCACCGCGGCGCGACGGGCGCCGCCGUCUACCUCGUGGGCACGGCCGGCGGCGGCGAGCGGCUGCCCCCGCCGCCGGCGGGCUGCGUCAGGGCCGAGUCCCGGCUGAGCUGCAUGAUCCUGCAGCCGCUGGCCGGGGACCCCAGCCGGACCCGCCUCACCUGGCUCCUCAGCAUGGACCUCAAGGGCUGGAUCCCCGCCUCCGUCGUCAACCGCGUCCUGCCGCAGUCCCAAGCGGAUUUCAUCGGCCGCCUCCGGCAGCGCCUGGCGGCUGCGGCGCAUCCCUGA